AUGGACACCAAACCAUCCCCCAGGCUGGAACAGGCUCUGGCCGCCAAGCUCGCCAAACGGGAGUCACAAUCUCGACUGCGGCGGUUGACAAUUAACCCUUCUCACAACAUAGACUUUUCGUCCAAUUCUUACCUGUCCCUGUCAGAUGUCUCAGAACUGCGGAAAUCCUUCCUCGGCCUUGUACAAGCAAACACUUUCCAACCAUCUUCUGUAACUUCGUCCACUUUCCUCGGCUCCGGUGGCUCUCGUCUUCUGGAUGGAAACUCAGCAUGGGCCGAGUCAAUUGAGCGUGAUAUUGCUACGUUUCAUCGCGCACCCGCAGGGCUGCUCUUCAACUCCGGCUUUGAUGCUCAGGUCGGGCUUCUGAGUUGCUUGCCACAGCCUGGCGACAUCUUCAUAUAUGAUGAGCUCAUCCAUGCAAGUGUUCAUGACGGGAUGAGGCAGAGUCGUGCAGCUCAACGAUUGCCAUUCAGCCACAAUCUGGUCCAAGCGACAUCAGAAUCGCCAGUCAAUCCUAGAUUGCUACCGAGCCUCGAUGAAGCUCUUGGCAAAGUUCUUUUGGGCAAUCAUGGCCAGACCAUCAAAGAAGGGAAGGCGUCGGUAUUUGUGGUAGUGGAGAGUGUCUAUAGCAUGGAUGGUGAUGUCGCGCCGCUCCUAGAUAUUGUCAAGACAGUGAGGCAACGGUUACCGCAUGGAAAUGGGUACCUCAUUGUGGAUGAAGCGCAUUCCACCGGCUUAUUUGGCCACAAUGGCCGAGGGUUGGUCUGCGAACUGGGUUUGGAAAAAGACGUGUUUGCCCGUGUUCACACCUUUGGCAAGGCACUUGGUGCAUCAGGAGCCAUCGUCCUCUCUUCUCCUGUUGUACGCGAAUAUCUCAUCAAUUAUGCCCGGACACUUAUCUAUACAACGGCCAUGUCAUUCCCCAACCUUGCCAGCAUCCGGGUAGUAUAUGAUUUCCUAGCCAGUGGCUCCUCCGACGUCCUUCUCCGGCGCCUCCGCACCCUCGUCCAACGAAUGCACGGUCAGCUGCUGUCUAUUUGCGUCGAGGGCAGAGUCUCGCCCACUCUGCUCCGUGUUAGGACAGAAGCACCAGCCACGCCCAUCAUCCCCCUGUUCACCUCCAAGCCCCGCAAACUGGCCCAGUAUUGUGGCCAGAAUGGUAUUACGGUUCGUCCUAUUGUACCGCCAACGGUGCCAAGGGGCACGGAGAGGGUCAGAAUUUGCGUGCAUGCGGGCAAUACAGUUGAAGAGGUGGACCGGUUUGCCCGGGUGGUUAAAGACUGGGUGUCUUCUAUAACGCGAGGCCAAACAGGAGACAUGGAAAAAGCCAAACUAUAA
Messenger RNA from Clonostachys solani, 1338 nucleotides. The record is from the annotation of a GenBank genome assembly. Lineage: Eukaryota; Fungi; Ascomycota; Sordariomycetes; Hypocreales; Bionectriaceae.